AUGACAUGGGGGUGAGUAAAUUAUCAGGAAAUUUUUAAUUUGAAAGUAAACUAAUCCUUUAACCAUUCUCUUGUCUUGAAUCCAAAUUCGUAUCCAAACCAAAGCACAUUAUACUGUAGUAUGGAGGUCCAAUGUAAAUUUAAUAUAAUUGGAACCCAUUACAAAAAUGUACUGCGGUGGUACCAUGGUACUGAAUAAUUACUAUAUGCCAUUGUAUUUACAUGGUGCUGAAAAGUACUUUAAAAAAUACCAAAAGCGUGAGUGUUUAUUUUAUUGAUGAGAGCUUGCUUAACAGGCAGCAAGUAUAUACCAAAUAUAUAGUAUAUAAAUAUAUACCAUGGUAUAUAUUUUAGGGUAGUCGGUGUAUGAAUGAAUAUUUUUAUUUAAGUGUCAUGCACUCAUGGUGCCCAGCCCGCAUGGGCUUAUAUGACACUAUCCAGUCAUUAGGAAAAAUGUCCAUCAAAAUUGUAUUAUAUACAAUAAAACAAAAUAAUAAGCCACAACUUCCUGACAUAAUCACAACUAAAUCACCUCAUCUCAGGAUACAAAGUCUUUUGUCUUAAUAAAUAAUUGGUGUAAAUAAUAGGGCCUACACUUCAGUCUUUGCACAUUUUGAGACUCUUCCACUGAAGAAAAGUUCUUGGGGGUGUGGUCCUCACACCCUUACAAACAUUUACCAUAGUUAUUUCAAAGUGAUUGUAUGUUUUUGUUAGUGUUUAGUCUAACUUUAUAAGUAACUUUUAUCUUUUUUCGACAACUGUAGCCUACUUACCAUUCCGAAUUGCUCAAGUUUCAACCGGCCCUCGACCUCCAUCUCCUCACGUCUCUGGUCUCAUGCUCGACUGACGAGUCACAAGUUGAGUUUUUCUCUCCGCGGGGCGUUUCUGUUUCUUCCCUCAUAGUCUCACUGCAGAUCACACGCGUCCAUGUUCGGCUUCAUCUCACGCAAACAUGCAGAACCAUCACCUGAAGGAACACCUGUAUAAAAUCCUGGUGAUCGGGGAUCUGGGUGUGGGGAAAACCAGCAUCAUCAAGCGCUACGUGCACCAGAACUUCUCACCAAACUACCGCGCGACGAUCGGCGUGGAUUUCGCGCUCAAAGUUAUGAACCUCGAGCAGGAGACCGUCCGACUGCAGCUCUGGGACAUCGCCGGCCAGGAGCGUUUCGGGAACAUGACGCGGGUGUAUUAUCGAGAGGCCAUGGGAGCCUUCAUCGUUUUUGACGUCACACGGCCGUCAACUUUCGAGGCGGUGACGAAAUGGAAGGAGGAUCUCGAUGCCAAGCUGAAUUUAUCCAACGGCAAACACGUGGCGGCUGUGUUGCUCGCCAACAAGUGUGAUCAGGGCAGAGACGUUCUCACCAACAAUGGCAUCAAGAUGGAGCAGUUCUGCCAGGAGAACGGCUUCGUGGGAUGGUUUGAAACUUCAGCCAAGGAGAAUAUUAAUAUAGAUGAGGCAGCACACUGUCUGGUGAAGCACAUUAUAGCAAAUGAGAAUGAUCUGCUGCAGUCAGAGGUUACAGAAACCAUCUCGCCGCAGCAGGAGUCCAGCCGCGGAGGAACCUGCUCAGCGUGUUUCAGGUCCUGAAGUUGCACAUGGAUCUACAGCCAGAUCGAGAUCUGGAGUCCCAGAGGAACACUUCUCCAUUCAACCUCAUUCCCAUCUCGUUUCUUUCACGUCUUUUCCCAUUCUCGCCUCAUAUCGUUCUUCUCUUCUCAUCUCGUUCAUGUCUCCUCUCGUUUAUUUGUGUCCACACCGGAGAGGCGACCCUGCCACCGUGUCUCGGUUUCCAUGGUAACAGACUUAUCGAACACUCUGCAGGGCAGAAAAUGUUUUAAGAGAAAGAGACAGUGGUGAGAAUUCGUCCGCAGAACUUCACGAGAAGUUCCUGCUGAAUCAUCAGGACGCGAAAAAGACCCCAAAGACCGAUUCUGCAUUUUUACCAUCCAUUCAGUGAGGCUGUUUGAUGUUAUUAACAUUUUACUGCUGUUAAUUCAUAUUUUUAUUGGCCAUCAGAAAUCAGCUUAAUAAGCAAAACCAACAAAUUAAAAACAUUUCAUUCUUGCCCACUGAGCAGAGUGAAACUUCAUAUUUUCAAUAUUUUUUCAAGGCAGCCAAAGUCAAUGAAUACCAAUGAAUUAUGAAUGCUAGCCUUAAAAAUAUUCAUGAAUUUCAAUAUUUCUGGUGUGCGGAACACAUGCGGAACACAUGCGGAACACCGAUGAUUCUAAAAUGUUCUCAUUUAGAAUGUUUGAAACACUACAGUGCCAUCAACCGGCAACAUGUGCUCUUUUUAUUUAUCAAAAAUUGAUGUCAUGUAAAUAUCCCUGUACUUACCCAGUAUACAGCAAAACAGUUCAGAGUUUAAAGUAUUAAUAAACAUAAUCUUUACUUAA
Messenger RNA from Megalobrama amblycephala (Wuchang bream), 2396 nucleotides. RefSeq names its product RAB38a, member RAS oncogene family (gene rab38a). The coding region runs from base 952 to 1587 and encodes 211 amino acids. Gene Ontology annotation, cellular component: late endosome; lysosome; trans-Golgi network. NCBI's taxonomy places the organism in Eukaryota, Metazoa, Chordata, Actinopteri, Cypriniformes, Xenocyprididae. The record is from RefSeq and is a predicted model, not a curated record. The transcript is spliced from 3 exons. Gene Ontology annotation, biological process: endosome to lysosome transport; phagosome-lysosome fusion. Gene Ontology annotation, molecular function: GTPase activity; GTP binding.